UGUGCACUGCGUUUGGAUGGGAGUUCUGCUGGUUGCUUAUUGUCUUGUGCAGCUCCUCCAUGGCCGAGUUAGCAUUAGCAUCGGGUGGUACAUACACGGCCGUUACCAUGACAACAGUAAAGUCGCGAGGUAUGUAGACGGGUCUGCACUUCACAGUCAAAUAUUCCAAAUCCGGGGAACAAUGGCUGUCUACAAUCUUUGUGUUUUUGCACCAGCUGUCAUUGGUGUAGAUGCAUAAACCCCCUCCUUUGAUCUUACCGGAGUGGCCGUUCCUGUCGUGACGGUGGACCGUGCAGCCUGCUAGCUCAAUAGCCGAGUCCGGAAUUGAUGGCUGCAGCCAAGUCUCUGCAAAACAGUUCAGGGGGUCCACCCGAAGGUCGACAACGCAGGCCAAACAGUUCAGGGGGCCGACCAUGUAGCCAGCAAUGGCGGCGAAGCAGGUCCGGAGGCCGACCACAUGGGAUGCAGCCACAGGCACAUGACUGCAGACCGUUGGGCAGUUUUGCAGGCAGUGGGCACAAUGUACUGGGCUUGGCAGAGACAGGACCAGGUGAGACAGGACCAGGUGAGGCAGGACCAGGCGGUGCCCUGACCUCUGGCGGAAUGGCAGUCACAGGCGGUGGAACUGGUGUUGGGGCCACUGCAGGCGACAACGUAGAAAUUGCUGAUGGUAGAGUAGAAGGUAGCUGAACGUAUUCAGAGCCAUCAGCGGACACGAGGAUGUGCUGGAGCGGAUCUCCUGAACCUGAACUGGAAGAGGUGAACAAACA
Messenger RNA from Oreochromis niloticus (Nile tilapia), 770 nucleotides. Its product is annotated as insulin receptor substrate 4. Bases 328 to 690 code for a protein of 120 amino acids. Lineage: Eukaryota; Metazoa; Chordata; Actinopteri; Cichliformes; Cichlidae. The record is from RefSeq and is a predicted model, not a curated record. The transcript has 2 exons.